This is a messenger RNA of Frankliniella occidentalis (western flower thrips), 1086 nucleotides long. RefSeq lists its product as uncharacterized. The record is from RefSeq and is a predicted model, not a curated record. Bases 54 to 932 code for a protein of 292 amino acids. NCBI's taxonomy places the organism in Eukaryota, Metazoa, Arthropoda, Insecta, Thysanoptera, Thripidae. The transcript has 7 exons.
CCCUCUCUUCGAUUUACAGGCGUUCCAUCGGAGGUUUCUCCUUCUGGAGCUCCAUGUUGAUCCCCGGGGCGUGCGCCGGGCUCACCAUCUUCAUCGACCACGUCAACAGGCGUAAGAUAGUCAUGAACACAUUUUACAACAUGGCUUUGGAGUACCUCUACGUUCGGGCCCAGAUUGCCGGCAUAGUGCGUCGCAGUGCUCCUGUGGACACAAUCGCCUUCAUGGUCAUCAACGCCAUGCUGCUCUCCCUCUUGCACAAGGAGAGUACGAAGAAAAAGAAGACGCCCGUAUUUUGGUUUUUUAUACCCGAGAGUGAAAGAAUAGAAAUCAAUACAUCAACCCAAAAAACUUGUCCAGUUCCCCACAAGGAAACAUGCUGGAGAUCAGCCUUGCAGGCUACUACAAAAUACUCAGCAUUGGCUGGAGCACUACAAGCCCUACGAGUGGUGAUGGCUAAAGGAAGUACUAUUGCAAAUGAUCCAACUACAUUUUUCAGAGAAUUUUGUUCUAAAAGAACUGGGGCUGGCAUUUUAUCAGUAGGAGGAUACGUAUUUCUAUACAAGGUUGCACGGUGUGCCUUGGCUUUGAGGUACGGAUCAGACAACUAUCAGCAUAGUGCCAUUGCAGGUCUGGCUGCAGGCACAGCAUUUUGGCUCCAACCCAACACUACUAUCCUCACAUCUGCACUCAUUGCUACAAUACGCCUGCUGCUUGAUUACUUACCAAGACAACUGAAAGCACUUCGUGAAUGGCCUAUGCCCGAGGUACUUUUUGCUCUUUGCAAUGGCAUUUUAUUUCAUGCACGCUGCAUGGACAUGGCUCAUUGUCCUAGAUUUGUUAUUCACAUGAUGGAUACUGCUACAAGAAACAGGUCAAACACAAUUUACAAUACAUACUUAAAGCUCAUAAAUAGUGUACAACUAAAAACAUGAAGAACGUGUUUGGACUAUGAAGGACAAAUUUGUUCAUGCCUUGCUGAGGUUGAAAUUAAAAGAGCAUGAAAACAUUUCUAAAUGAAGAGGGGAUUUAGCACCUUCAGUUGAUAAACCACAGAGGUUGAAUAAUAAUUAUUUUUUAAAAAACCUA